This is a messenger RNA of Propithecus coquereli (Coquerel's sifaka), 2126 nucleotides long. RefSeq names its product 2'-5'-oligoadenylate synthetase 2, 69/71kDa (gene OAS2). The transcript has 11 exons. Gene Ontology annotation, molecular function: 2'-5'-oligoadenylate synthetase activity; double-stranded RNA binding. Bases 7 to 2106 code for a protein of 699 amino acids. Gene Ontology annotation, biological process: defense response to virus; regulation of ribonuclease activity; negative regulation of viral genome replication. The record is from RefSeq and is a predicted model, not a curated record. Lineage: Eukaryota; Metazoa; Chordata; Mammalia; Primates; Indriidae. Gene Ontology annotation, cellular component: cytosol; membrane; nucleoplasm.
GGAGCAAUGGGAAACCAGGAGUCCCAGUUAUUUUCAGUGCCUGCUCAGAAGCUGGAUAAUUUUAUCCGGGACUAUGUGAUGCCCAAUGAAGAGUGUCAGGAACGCAUUGACUGCAUCGUGGACGUCAUCUGUGACAUCCUGCAGAGCACGGAGCACUUCCCUGCGGUGCAGGGAGUAGCCAAAGGUGGAUCCUACGGCCGGAAAACAGUCUUGAGAGGCAGCUCUGAUGGCACCCUCGUCCUCUUCCUCAGUCGCUUCAAACAAUUCGAGGAUCAGAGGAAAAACCAACAAGAAAUCCUCGAAAGAAUCGGGGAUCUCCUGGAGUACCACGUGCACAAAAAGGGGCUGGACGACUGGGUCGAGGUCCAGUGUGGCCGGGUCGUUAUCCAGGUGUCUGGAGGAACGCAAAGAAUCUCCUUCAAGGUGCUACCUGCCUUCAACGCUCUGGGCUUCCUGGAGGACCCCAACCCCUGGAUCUAUCGCGAUCUCAAAAGAUCCUUGGAUAAGGCACAAGCCGGCCCCGGUGAGUUCGCAGUCUGCUUCACAGAACUCCAGGAGAAGUUUUUUAACAACCGUCCCAGACAGCUGAAGAAUUUGAUCCUCUUGGUAAAGUACUGGCACCAACAGUGCCAGAAAACAAUGGAACAUUGGCCCGUGCUGAGUCCGUACGCUCUGGAGCUGCUUACGGUGUAUGCCUGGGAGCAGGGGUGUGGAAAAGAAAACUUUGAUAUAGCUGAAGGCGUCAGAACCGUUCUGAAGCUGAUCAAGUGCCAGGAGCAACUGUGCAUCUAUUGGACGAUCAACUACAACUUUGACGAUGAGACCGUCGGGAACAUCCUGCUGAACCAGCUCCAAUUGGAGAGGCCAGUGAUCGUGGAUCCAACCGACCCAACCAAUGACGUGAGCAGAGGGAAGAGCUGCUGGCAGGCGCUGAAACGAAACGCUCAGGUCUGGCUCACGUCUCCCAGCCUGGACAGCCAGUUGCCUGCAUCGUCUUGGAACGUCCCGCCAGCACCGCUCUUCGCGACCCCGGGCCAUCUUCUAGACAAGUUCAUCCGGGACUUUCUCCAGCCCGACCAAUGCUUCCUAGAUCAGAUCGAGACAGCCCUUGACAUCAUCUGCAAGUUCCUUACAGAACGUUGCUUUCAACGGACACCUGCCAAGAUCCAGAUCGUCAGGGGAGGAUCAACCGCCAAAGGCACAGCUCUGAAGACCGGCUCUGAUGCCACACUCGUCGUGUUCCAUGACUCGAUUAAAAGUUAUGCCUCCCAAGGAAGCGAAGGCAGCAAAAUCGUCAAGGAAAUUCAGAAACAGCUGGAAGCCUGUGAACAGGAGAAGGAGUUUGAAGUCACGUUUGAGAUCUCAGUACGGAAGGCUCCCAGGGCACUGAGCUUCUCUCUAAAAUCCAAAGUGCUCAACGAAAGCAUCGACUUUGAUGUGCUACCUGCCUUUAAUGCACUGGGUCAAUCGAGCUCCGGCUCCACACCCAGCCCCAAGGUUUAUGCUGAGCUCAUUCAGAUGUAUAAAUCCCCAGACAUCCCGGGGGGAGAGUUUUCUACCAGUUUCACGGUGCUACAGCGAAACUUCAUUGGCUCCCAGCCCACCAAACUGCGGAAUUUAAUUCGCCUGGUGAAGCACUGGUACACACAGUGCGAAAGGAAACUGAAGCCUAAGGGGUCUUUGCCCCCAAAGUACGCCCUGGAGCUGCUCACCGUGCACGCCUGGGAGCACGGGAGCAAGACCCUGGACUUCGACACCGCGGCGGGUUUCCGGACGGUCCUGGAGUUGGUCACGCAGUAUCGGCAGCUCUGCAUCUUCUGGAUCGUCAAUUACAACUUUGAGGAUAAGAGAGUGGAGAAGUUCCUCCUGACCCAGAUCCAGAAAACCAGGCCCGUGAUCUUGGACCCAGCCGAACCUACUGGCGACGUGGGAGGAGGGGACCGUUGGUGUUGGCAUCUUCUGGCAAAAGAAGCGAAGGAAUGGUCGUCCUCUCUCUGCUUCAAGGAUGAGACGGGAAACCCAGUCCAGCCAUGGAAGGUGCCAACAGCGCAGACACCGGGAAGUUGGGGAGCUGGGGUGCAUGCUGCUGUCAGUGAGAGGCUCUGAGUCUCAAAUCAUAGAAUGCU